Triticum dicoccoides is the source of this 1027-nucleotide messenger RNA. RefSeq lists its product as uncharacterized. Bases 249 to 650 code for a protein of 133 amino acids. Lineage: Eukaryota; Viridiplantae; Streptophyta; Magnoliopsida; Poales; Poaceae. The transcript is spliced from 2 exons. The record is from RefSeq and is a predicted model, not a curated record.
CCCCGCUCCCUCGCCGCAGCCGCCUCCUGCUCCGGCGCCGCAGCUGCCGCUCGCCUGCCUCCCCAAGCUCCCCGCUUCCUCAUAAAAAUCUUUGAUUUCCCCAGCUUAAGCUCGACGACCCACGCGCCACCAGAGGAGGAGGGAACCGAGGUCGGCGCCCCUGCCAAUCUCCACAGCCUCCAGCGACCAACCCCAUCUCCUGCCCCCUGCAACUGGUCCUGCCAGUACGCCGCUUCCGCCGCCGGUGAAUGCCCUCCGCAAGGACUGCGCCUAGCCCCUCUGCUCCGGCGCUCCUCGGCCGUCCCUGGCCCUCUGCCUGGUCGCCAGGGACGUGCUGCUCCGCGCCUGCUCCAGCCGGGGGCCGCCGCCCGCCACGCCGGCUCUGGCCCUUUGCUCCGACCAAUCCCGGUGCUGCUCGCCUGCUCGGCCGAACUCUGUCGCCCAAGACUUGCUGUCAACAAACUGCAAGCAGGCUGGGACAAGGGACAAUUGGCUUCUUCAAGAAGGUAGAAGACGCCGUCCACCCUGUGUCACCGUCGCCAGAAGGUAGAAGACGCCGUCCACUCCUGUUCAGCCACUGCACCAUCGUCCAGCACCUCAAGGCCGACAUCGCCUGGAGCUCCUGUUCAAGAUUUCAGAUCCAGAGAUGAGUACUGAAACUACUUGAUGCUAAGAUUCAGACUGAAGUUACUGUCAAAACUGUCAAUUUUCUCCUUGAUGUGAGCAUUUAUAGUUUGAUCCAGAGAUUCAGCCAAAUUGUCCAUUUAACAGAAGUUAGGUUCAUAACUGAUCCCUAGCUAUCAAAAUUUAGUUAAUCAAACUGUAAUAAAUUGUCCAUUUAACAAAACUUAGGUUCAUACCUGAUCACUAACUGACAAAACUGAGAAGUGUACUCCUGGAGUACUCCUGCUUGGAAUAUUUUCCAUUUUGAAACUAAGAUCUGCUUGGAGCAUUUUCAGUUUGCAAAACUGUAGUACAGCAAAAGUGUAUUUUCCAUUUUCAGUUUGACAAAUUUCACCUAAUCCAG